AUUAUUACUAUGUUAUCUUGCUAUUAGUAUGUGCACCUGUGAUGUAUAUGUGCUAUGUAAUUAAAAAGACAGAUAUUUUGGCAGAUUAUGAACUUCAUUUCCCACAAUGCAGUUCUUACAUAUACUCGCCAAAUUCCGGGUGACAUGAGCGAGUUUCCGCGCGUUUUCGGAUUUGGGACUGACUACACAGUUAGCGAAGAUGUUGGUGGAAAAUAGAGUUGUGUACAGUUGUAGGUCAAGUUAAGUGGAAAAUGUGAUUCUGUUGGAGUUAUAACAUUAGCGAGAUAUUCAAUCAUGUUGCUACCAUCUGAUAUUGCGCGACUUGUUCUUGGGUAUCUACAAGAAGAAGGUCUCAGUGGCACAAGUAGAGCAUUCAUUCUGGAAAGCCCCAAUUUGAAAGAGUAUGCAGAGCACAGUACAGAGGAUGGACUUAUUCCAGCCUGUGUGUUUUCACUUUUUGGGAAGAACCUGAAAACUAUUUUGAAUGAAUAUGUAGCUUCCAAAACAAAGGAAAUAAGUCAAGAAAAUCAUGCCCCUGCCAUGUUGUCAUCAUUAUGGAAGAAGCUGGAUAUCACUCUUAAUCAGAUCAAAUGUUUGGAGAACUCUCCAAUUGUAUAUUCCAGCCAGAGGAUGCGUACAAAAAAUGGCAUCAUAAGAAACCGGGCCCUGGCAAGUCCUAUGGCGUGUCCCAGUCCUAGUGGUGUGAUGGCUCCUUCUCCCAGCUCAUGUGCGCCCAGUCCCCUCCCCACCCCGCAUGGCGCUCCUGGACAUUCCACCCCUGUGUGUGUCUCCCAGGCUCGGCUGUCCCCACUGACUCUCAGUCACCCCCAUGUCCAGGAUGUGAGCCGCCUGUCCAUCAACUUGAGCCACAAUACCCCACUGCAAAUAAUUGUUCCUGACCAGAGGCUUACUCCUGGGCCGUUAUCUCCAGCACGCAGGAAAUGUGAUUCACCUAGAAGAAGAGGGGGGUGCCUGGCCUCAGGGAGUGGAACGUCACGGGCAAACAUCACGUCCAGUGGUCUCACUCAAGAAGGACAAGGCGAAGAAGUGGUGUCAGAGAAUUUCCCUCAAAUGGUAAUAGAAAAUGCCCGUGAGAAGAUUCUAAAGGACCGUUCGCUACAAGAAAAGCUUGCUGAAAAUAUUAACAAAAUACUUGCCAGUGACAAUAGUCCACAAGCUUCAAAGGCAGCAUGCAGCUCAGUGGAUCAAGACCAGUCCAUUGAUGAAAUUCUGGGCCUACAGGGAGAGAUCCACAUGACUGAUGAUGCCAUUCAGGACAUUCUAGAGCAGACGGAGUCUGACCCUGCUUUCCAGGCUCUCUUCGACCUCUUUGACUACGGUAAAGAGAAAACCACUGGUGCUGAGGAGGUUGAGGGAGGCCAAAGAGACCAGGAGAGCCAGGACAUUUGUCAUGUGGAGGAGCCCACCGAUACUGGUCACCUAGGUCCUGUGCAGGAAGACUCUGCAUCCUGUGCCGAGCCCUCAGCUGUACCUAGAGCAAGGGCGAGAGGAGCUCAAGAGGCCAAGAACAAGAGGAAGUCCACUCUGUCCUCAAAUGCACCCAAGAAUCCUGCUCCAGCGCUCCCCUCAGGGCUGCCUCCCAGCCAGCCAGCCUCUGAGAGCCCGGUCUCAGGCCGAGGGUCUUCUGCAGACCCAAAGCAGAGGGGGGGCAGGAGGCACACGCGGGCCUCUCAGCACCUCUCUCAGGCCAGCAGGAGCACAGACAUUGAGGACACGGUGAAUAUGGAUGUAGACGACCCGGGGGUUCCCGAGACCGACUCUGUGUCAUUGGCACAGGAGCAGUCUCAGGUCAGCAAAGGCCCCGGUGCGGAACAGCCUCCAGCCAUAGCGGGCAGCCAACUGCUAGGAACAGCACAUGACCUCCUGUUGACCGCUUCGGCUCCUGUUGCCACAGCCGGAUAUGAGGGGCAGCAAGAAUCAGCGCAGGGACAUGGUGCUAGUUGCUCCGCAGAGAAAGCACCAGAGGUUCUGCGUGGAUCUAAUAACAAGGGGCCUGUUGGAGAAGUGGACCAGUCCAAAAAACAAGGCCCUCUGUCCCAAGGAGGGCAAGCUGUGCAGAAGUCCCAGACACCAGACAGCUUGAGAGGCUCAGGGGUCAGUGUUUUGCCCCCAUCGGCUCCAGCUGCUCGUCCCGCGGCUGUGCCCUCGUCCUCCUCGGCUGCGGAGACCGACCCCGGUCAGAUUGUCUCUCUGAAGAUCAUAGUGAGUGAUGAGCAGGAGCAGCCCUCCACAGACAUGUCACUCAGCCAGGCUGUCUCCAGCAUCAGCGAGGAGCGCAUCCCCACCAUAUACCUCUCCUCCCCCGCCAAGUCGCCGGCCAGGGGGGUGCUGCUGUCUGCCCCCAGCUCCGGGGUGACCCCCGAGGAAACGGUCCAGGCAGUUAGCUGUCUUCAGAGGACUGAGGUCACUCAGGACGGUCAUCAGCCAUUAGCCCCCGGAGGUGCUGGAGACGGCUUCUUCCAGCUUCUGCCAGCCAGCACCGGACCCAGCAGCUACUUUGUGGUGACGGACCAGGUGCUACCAGGAGACCAUCAGUCCAGCGUGGUUGUGGUUCCAGGAGCGCCGGCUACCCAGAGUAAGCUGACCACGUUGCCCCAAGUUCUGGCUACGCCACCGCGGUCACGGACUGUACCACAGCCUUACGGUUCAACCUUCAUCAUAUCCUCACCAGUCCAGUCUAUGCUACAGAGUGUAAUGUUGCCCGUAUCCGUGAUGGGUCAGAACAACACAGGGAAGUUCACCAUUGUGCCCAAUCAGGUACUAACUUUGCCCUGCACAACAUCUGUGACCCAGCCAGCAACCCUAGUAGCAAAACCCAAUAUGGCCCCUCAACAAGAUGCCAGCAACCUUGGUAAAACGGUCAAGUCGAUUGCUGCUCCACCACAGAAGGUUACUGCUCCAACACAGAAGAUGGCUGCUCCUACACCGAAAGCAGCUGUUCCUUUGCCAUGUCAGAGCACAGAGCCAGGGAAGGCUGGAGGUGCUCCGGGCCAUGUGAGGAUGCUCUGCUUCGACGCUCCCUCCUCAAACACACCAACCCCGCCAGCAGCUCCAGCUCCAGCUCCAGCGCCCGUGGGCAGUGGGAGCCCCGCCACACAGACUAGGAGUCCGGCCCCCACUGAGAAACAGACAAGCAGGGAGGGCGGGCGUGCCGAGACCCCUAAACCCAUCAUCCUCGGAGGGAGCAGGUCCAAGAGGAGGGUGGAGACGGUUCGGGUGGAGGACCAAACUCCGCAGCCCUCUGCUUUUACAGCGCCACAGAACAGGGACACAUCGGUUAAGAUCCCGGAUGCAUCAGCAGGGAAGGACAAGAGCUCCGACGCUCCCAAAGCAGCAGCAGCAGUAGUCCAGCAGGGGCCCAGCACACGGUUCGAGUCCAGGAGGAAACCCCACAUGACGGAGAAGCCCGACGCAGGACACACUUCUAGCAAUGUGGCCCAGAACACUAAGCCGUCAGAGCGAUUGCAUCUGCAGAGCGCAAAGUCCACAGGAGCCAAGAGGGACGGAAAAGAGUCUGGCAAACAGGAAACGGUUAAGGCCCAAGAUGGCCGUGCGGUGACAGAAGAGAGGACAGCGGCCCCGCAGGGGGCCUCUCCUGUCACCGCCAACAAGGAGAACGAGCUGGAGGCCCACCGGGGGAAGGAGAGGGGCCAGCCAGCAUCCCCAGCCCCGCUGGACCCUGCCUCCGCUCCCUCCGCAGCAGCCAGCAAGGCCCUGAGCAAGACCAGCCCGCUGACCAAACAAGCUGCCGAGAUGCUCCAGGACAUCCAGGGCCUCCACCCUGCAGCCACCCCACCCAGGAAGCAAGGGCUGGGCUGCCUGGACCUACCGCUGCCCAGAACCCCCGGCCUGGGCCGUCUGCAGGAGGACUCGCUGGACGGGCUCCGCACGCCGGGCAGGCAGCGGCAGGGGCGUGAGGGAGAGGGCACGCCACGCCACCUGCUGCCUCCGGCCACGCCCGAGCUGCCCUCCUGCAGCCCGGCCAGCGAGACGGGCAGCGAGAACAGCAUCAACAUGGCCGCCCACACGCUCAUGAUCCUGUCCCGCGCGGCGCGCACCGGGGGGCCCCUCAAGGACAGCUUACGGCAGGAGGAGGCAGCCGCCCCCACGGUUGCAGCCAAAAGCAAGAAGCGCAAGCCCGGCGAGUCCAGCCCUGCUGACCAGAAGGAGCACUCCAGCAGCAAGAAGAAAGCGAAAGUGAAAACAGAAGAAGCUGUUGGAUUCUUUCCCUGAUGACUUGGACGUUGACAAGUUCCUGUCAUCCCUGCAUUAUGAUGAAUGAGGACUGCACUAAGUGAAGCAGUGGAAUGCUGUUUGUGGGGACUGUAAACCAUGGAUGUACUUUGAGCCUGGUGGAUGCCACCAUUAACUGCAGAAAUGGUUAAGGAGUGUGAAUCACAAUGCUGUAUAUAUAUAAAAAAGUUGCUCUGUUUUUCUGGUUGCAACAUGGUAGAUCAUAUUUAAGUACAGUUGUAAAUACACAUUCAGUUAACUUUUAUUAAAUGUCCCAAUUUUGAAA
This is a messenger RNA of Alosa sapidissima (American shad), 4540 nucleotides long. RefSeq names its product nuclear protein, ataxia-telangiectasia locus (gene npat). The record is from RefSeq and is a predicted model, not a curated record. Gene Ontology annotation, cellular component: nucleus. Gene Ontology annotation, molecular function: transcription coregulator activity; protein binding. The transcript has 17 exons. NCBI's taxonomy places the organism in Eukaryota, Metazoa, Chordata, Actinopteri, Clupeiformes, Clupeidae. Bases 295 to 4254 code for a protein of 1319 amino acids.